AUGGGUAUCCGAGGCUUGUGGACGUAUAUUCAAAGUAACAGUGAAAACUUCUCCCCGUAUGAAUUGCAUAACCAGCCUUUAGUUAUUGAUGCCGAAAACUUCGCUUCUCUCUGUUAUCGUCAAGCUGCUUUGCGAUGUGAAUAUGGAGGAGAGUAUUUAGCAUUUAAAAGUUAUGUUCAGUUAUUCCUAAAACAGUUUCGUAUCUGUCGUGUGGACCCAAUCUUCGUUUUUGAUGGAUGUCAUUCUAAAGAGGGAUCAAAAUUGGAUACUUUGUUGAAGCGAAACGUUGACCACUUUAAUAAACUGUCAUCAGCUCUUCGUGAUAUUAACUCAAUUUCUAAUCUAGAUAGCCUAGACUCGAAAAUCGAUAUAACUCCACGACUUUGUAGACAUGUUCUUGUGGAAAUUCUACGGGAAUUUUCAGUUCUAUACAUAGCAUGUGAACGUGAAGCUGAUAUCAGUAUAGCAAAACUAGCUAUUUAUCUUCAAUGUCCCGUUACUAGUGGAGAUUCUGAUUUUUUUAUUUAUCGACCAAUUGAUGACAAUCAAGUCUAUAGUUUUAUUCCACUUUCAUCUAUUCUACUUGAUUGUAAGCAGAGAUCCCUCCCUUGUUCUGUUUGUAAACUUAAUGGUGCUCCAUGCUAUUUUAUAUCGUGUACAGUUCUUAAUAAUUCAGGACCGUUUUAUAAACUCAAGUAUCCUAUGUUACCACUUUUUGCCAUCCUCGUUGGUAACGACAUAACAUCAAAUAUUCACCUUCCAGCUAUCAUCAAUUCUCUAAUCCAUACUUCUGAUCUACAGAACAAGUCCUACUAUCAAAGACGUAUCCAUGCUAUAUUUAACUGGCUCUUAAAUUUCCGUGACAUGAAACAACCAUUGUCAUUGAUUCUGUCACUUUACAGCCCAACUGAAAGGGACGGUAUUGAGGAGACAAUACGUUUGGGGACUUCGGAUUAUUUUCUGAAUAAUUCAGGCGAAAACCUGGCUUAUGCAUUAGGCUUUUCAAAUAAACACCAUGUCUCAUUAAGUGUCCCAUCAUCAAGCAAACUUGAAAAUUCAAACAUUCAAAAUCCCACAACUUCAUGGAGUUCCUGCUUUGAAGAUCCUUCCAAAUUUUAUAAACCUAUUUUGGAGCGAAGUAAUGAUAAAGAUAGUAUAUUUCACCAUUGGCCGAUAGAAUUGAUUAAACGAUUUAUAUCUUUGGAAUUAAUCCCAAGUAUUUUGGACUACAUGUAUGUGCGAAACGGCGUUGUCCCUCGUCAAGUAGUGGAGGAUAUAAAGAGUCCUUAUUCAAUUAACGAAUGUAUGUCCAGAAUGAGAAGUAUUUUAAAUGGACUCAUAUAUGGCUUUGAAAAUCACUUAGGCACCAAUAAAAAGUUAUAUGGAAUGGAGAAUGAGUGUGUCACUGAGUACAGAAGAAGGUCGAAUGGUCAAUUGACGAAGACUUUAGUUUCCGUGAAGCCUCUGAAACCCCCUUGUGCUAAAACACCUGAAUUUUCGUUCGUAUCUUUUUUCUCUCAGUCUUUUAAUGUGAAUUUAGUAAAAGAUUUCAAGCCUCUUGAAAUACAAGGUUUAGCUCUUUUAUUAGUUUUAUGGUUCAGGUCUUCAUUUCAUGCUCAGUAUGACGCUAAAAACAUUCAAACAUCACCGGUUGGACUUGCACUAUCAUGUUGUGCAAUCGCUAUCAAUUCAAAUUGUGAAUUUCUUGGUAGAAAUAAUGCUGUUGGAGAUUUUGUCAACUCUAUUUGCACACAUCUCAAUAAGUGUGCUGAUUUAGCAAAAUCAGUUUAUUGCCAAAGAAAUUCACCUUUCUUUUGUAUCGAGGAUGUUCACCAACUUAAUGAAUUGCAAUCUAUGGCAUCUGGAUUAAAUCAUUUAGUUGCACUGCUUGAGGUGCUUUGUCCGUUUUAUGUCUCAAAUAUUGAUGAAUUCGAUACUCCACAUUUUAAAAAUUCUUUCAUAAGCUUUUAUCCACUUUGGAUGUUAUUUGCCAGUGGACGUCUUAUAUACUGGAUUGGUCGACUUUUACAUAGUAUAGAUCCGUCUGAGCGUUUCCAUAAAGUCAUGAAUGUUUGGCUUCCGAAAUUGCUCAUGAAAACCAAUUUUAUCAGUCAACAACAGGACUGCGCCCAAAGCGAUUUUAUCAAACUUUUCAACCUAAUUGAUAAAUUGAACUGA
Messenger RNA from Schistosoma spindalis, 2178 nucleotides. NCBI's taxonomy places the organism in Eukaryota, Metazoa, Platyhelminthes, Trematoda, Strigeidida, Schistosomatidae. The record is from the annotation of a GenBank genome assembly.